AAAGAAAAAGAAAAACAAGAGAAUCUACGUUUACUUGAGCUUAAACUAGUUGAAAAUUCAUUCAUUUUGGAGCAGCGCAUGAUAGCAGUGACAUUCCCUCCGUCGUUUGCUCCAAAACCCUUUCUUUUUUUUGUUUUUGUUUUCCUCUGUUGUGUUGGAUCACAUUCACAAUCACGAUCAUGUCUAAAAUGUUGAAGAAGGUCAAUGCCUCCAACCCUAAACUCUGGCUCCUCAUCGGAAUAGGACUCGCUGGCGCGGUCGUUGUUGUGGCCGAGACCCGGCGGCGGCGACACCGGAACCUCCCCAAAGAGGACUUCGGUGCAUUCGUUGAGCGUAUCGAACUUCUCCCCAUUCCUCAGCCCAACCAAACGCAAACGCUCUCUGCUCUUACCUUCGCCAUCAAAGACAUAUUCGAUGUGAAAGGGUAUGUGACGGGGUUCGGAAACCCUCAGUGGAAGAAGACGCACGGCGAGGCCGGGAAGACUGCGAUUGUCAUCACCGCUCUCCUCAGCGACGGUGCCACUUGUGUUGGCAAGACUGUUAUGGAUGAAUUCUCUUUUGGGAUUUCUGGUGAGAACAAGUUUUAUGGAACACCAACCAAUCCUCAAAUGCCAUCUUCUAUCCCUGGAGGUUCCUCCAGUGGUUCAGCUGUUGCUGUUGCUGCUCGACUGGUCGACUUUGCUAUUGGUACUGAUACUACGGGAUGUGUGAGAAUUCCAGCAGCAUUCUGUGGUAUUCUUGGCUUUCGACCAUCUCAUGGGGUUAUAUCCACCAUUGGAGUUCUUCCAAAUGCACAAAGCUUGGACACUGUUGGAUGGUUUGCUCGGGAUCCUUCUGUCCUACAUCGAGUAGGACUUGUUUUACUUCCAUUGACUUCGGUGGAGCUCAAAAGAACAAGGCGUAUUAUUUUUGCUGAUGAUCUUUUUCAAUUAUCUAAAGCUCCUUCACAGAAGACAGCAUAUAUUAUUGGCAAAGCUAUUGAAAAUUUGUCUGGUUAUCAGUCUCUGCAGCAUAUGAAUCUUUGCCAGUAUAUUGCUUCUAAUGUGCCCAGUCUAAAGGGGUUUCAUGAGAAAUUAACACAGCAACAAAAUGGAUUAUCUAUAUUGAAAGCUCUCACUUCGGUUAUGUUUUCUUUACAAGGAUAUGAAUUCAAAACCAAUCAUGAAGAAUGGGUUAAAUCUGUCAAACCCAGGUUAGGGCGGGGUGUGUCUGAGCGUGUUAAUGCAGCCAUGAAUGCUACACAUGAUAAUAUAAAAACCUUGUAUAAAGUAAGAACUGAAAUGCGGGGUGCGUUUCAACAUUUGUUAAAGGAUGAUGGAAUACUAGUUAUUCCCACUGUUGCAGAUUAUCCAUUAAAGCUUAAUACAGAGAAGGGGUUUUCUUCUGAGUUUCAUGACAGAGCUUUUGCAUUAUCUAGCAUUGCUAGUAUUUCUGGAUGUUGUCAGGUUGCAAUUCCAUUAGGAUGCCACAAUGAUUGUUGUGCUUCUAUUUCACUCAUCUCAGCACAUGGAGUUGAUAAAUUUCUUCUUAAUACGGUUUUGGAUAUGUAUUCAACUCUUCAGGAGCAAGUUAGUGUUGCUUAUGCUUUGCCACUGCUGGAUACAAAUGGUAGUAUGGAAACUUCUGAGCUUUUGAAGGAGAAGGGAAAUACGGCCUUUAAAGGAAGGCUGUGGAAUAAGGCAGUUGAUUACUACACCGAGGCUAUUAACUUGAAUGGGACAAAUGCGACUUACUACAGCAACCGGGCUGCUGCUUACCUAGAGUUAGGAUGCUUUCAGGAAGCUGAAGAGGACUGCAAUAUGGCCAUAUUACAUGAUAAGAAGAAUGUGAAGGCAUAUCUGAGACGUGGAACUGCUAGAGAAGUACUACUUUGUUAUAAGGAGGCUCUAAAAGAUUUCCAGCAUGCUCUCGUUCUUGAACCACAGAACAAGACUGCUAGUCUUGCAGAGAAAAGACUCAGAAAAUCAACGAGUUGAUACAAGCUGUUCUUUCAACACUACUGACCUUCCUUCUCCUCCUGGAGAAUGUUAAUGGCUGUGGAAAUAUGAUUUCGGCUCCUUUCUUGCACUUUAUACCUUGGAUGUGAUUGUGAAGGUAAGUCGAAGACAAGGGGCAAACUAAUCUGUGUUGGUGGGAUGCUCCAUUAUUUUGGUAUGUUAGGGAAUUAUGUUGUUAAAAAUACUAUUAUUCAAUAAUGCAUAUAAGAUUGGACCCAAGGUAUAUGCUGUCAAACCACCCCCCACCCCACACACACAAUUGUGCGUGCGUGUUAAAGUUUUGUCUGCAUAAGAGUUUGGUCUAACAGCCUCGUGUAUAUUUGAAGUUUUCCUCUAAAAUUUGAUUGUGCAGAAAGGAAAUUAGUUUCUUUUUCA
Messenger RNA from Glycine soja, 2372 nucleotides. RefSeq names its product outer envelope protein 64, mitochondrial-like. NCBI's taxonomy places the organism in Eukaryota, Viridiplantae, Streptophyta, Magnoliopsida, Fabales, Fabaceae. Gene Ontology annotation, molecular function: protein binding. Bases 180 to 1976 code for a protein of 598 amino acids. The transcript has 13 exons. The record is from RefSeq and is a predicted model, not a curated record.